Molecule: messenger RNA, 1860 nt
Organism: Besnoitia besnoiti
Lineage: Eukaryota; Apicomplexa; Conoidasida; Eucoccidiorida; Sarcocystidae
Exons: 10
Coding region: 1-1860 (619 amino acids)
Source: RefSeq, a predicted model, not a curated record
AUGACCGCUCCCGAAGAUCUGGUGACCUCUCAACACGCGGAGGAAACCAGCUCGCGAUCUGACUUUGAUGCGGAAUCGCACGACGAAGACUUCGACGCAGAAGCUGAAAAUGGCCGCGUGAAGGUGACUUCCAGCCGAGAACGAAGAAGCGCCAGCUGCAAAAAGUCUUCAGCUGCUUCGCUCAUUCCAAACGCCUUGUACGCAGAGGACGGAGAUGGCGACGAUGAUUCGUCGGAGGCAUCUGACGCGAACCAGGCGAAGUCCACCUUGUCCGCAGCGGUUUCGCACGCUUCCGCGGCAGGCAGCAGGCACAGUGAUGGCUCGCUUGCGAGUUUCUCGCGGUCUCAUGGCUCUCGAGCGGCGUCCUCGAUUCUGAAAAAGACGUCGACAGCCACCGCCAGCCGGCGGUCAUCCAAGCUGUCGGUGCGCUUCGGCCGGGAGGCCGAGGACGACGCGCGUGAGCAGAGACAGCCGAUCGCGCGCGGGGCCUCCGCGCACGCCGACGUGGUCUCGGCGCUCGCGGACGUCGUGCAAGACUAUAGAGAAAGUCCGCCGGCAGACGGAGAAGCGUCUCCACGCAACUCGAACGUAGUGUCGGAGUCGCAGCGCGCCGCGCAGCGACGCACCGAAAGCGCGAAAGAGUCUAUCAAAACUAUAGACUCGACGCUCCAGUCUCUCGUCGUCAGCAAGGCAAGCACGAGCGCCACCCGACGCAGCAGCGGUGGCGCGCCGCUCAGCUCAAACUCGGGGUCUGCGCUCUCGGCGCAGGCGAGACAAAUGCGCAAACGCCGACUUGGUUUGACAGUCGGAGUUGUCAUCGCGGUGCUCCUGCUGAGUGUGGCGCUCGUGUUGCUUGCGAACAUGACGGCAAACCAGAAGCUGUUGAUGACGGAGACCGAAAAACUCGUUGAGUCGUGCGAGACUUCCCAGUGGUCAGAGUGGACGGCCUGCACGCCGCUCUGCAGCGCAGGGUACUCCACCCGACGCAGGAUAAUUACUGUGCUGGGCGCCGACCCGGCGCUUUGCCCCAGUCUCGUGGAGCGGCGCGAGUGCGUCGCAGAGUGUCGCGCUUUCGCCAUUGCUCGUCCCACCACGGAGAGACUCACAGACCAGCAAAUCGCGAAUUUUCCUGCCUGCUACGGCGAUUUGAGGAAAGCCAUUGAAGAGGCGCUCGACCUUGGAAGAGACCGGUCCUCCAUCACGUCGAUGCGAACCGACUUGUCCACCGGAUCAAAGUUUUGGCAGCUCGAGUUCGUCCUCUAUCCCGACGGCAACGGGGCCGCAGAGACUUAUGACGCAGACCCGAACCGUUUCGCUGAAGACGUAGUCCGAAAAGUCUUCGCCGCACUCCAGGGGACUCCGACGACGCUCGCGCGGUUGAUUUCGCACUGCAUGCCCAGCGACGACGUCAGCAACCACGUCGCCACCUAUACCGCUGGAACUUUGGAAGAAAUUGCAGCCGGGCGGAGCACGUGCUCGUUGUUCGCGGGAGUCUCUCCAUUCGGCUGCAACUGCGUAGUCUCGGAGUGGUCGCCGUGGACUGUGUGCGACAAGCAAUGCUCGCAGCGAACGGCGAAGCGCUUCAGGUCGAUUCAGCACGCCGAGGCCUUCAUCGAUCCCCAGGUCGACUGCCCGAGCCUGUUUGAAGAGCGUCCCUGCGCCGGCAGCAGCAAGAUCUUUCAGGUUGACUUGCCCACGGGUGUUUCUCUGGGCACUGAAGCUCAACGGCGCGCGCAGUUCGAAUACUGCUCGGCCGACCUCCUGGCCUCUCUGGCAAAGGUGCGUUUGAAGGAGAAGAAAAUCGCGGAGGAGAAAAGAGGCGACGGGGCGGAAGCGCACCAGAAAAGCAGGCCGGGCUGA